CUAGGGUUGGACAUGUUAAAGGUCGUCAGACAGUUAAGAGUGUGCUGUCUCCAGUUACGUGUCCACAGUCUUGCUCUGGCCACAGCUAACAGACAUGUCUAAUUUGGAGAGUUGAUCUUGGACCAGAGUUGUGGAUCGCCUCUGCACAAACCCCUGCAGCUGUGUGGAUGGAGAAGAUGAUGUGCACUUAAGAUCCAAGGUUGAAGAAGUAGACUGUGUCGCCUUAUAUCCUGUCUUAAGAUGAGUCAGGGGCCAAACCUCGUCCUGGAGUGGCUCUCCAAGCUCCACCUGGCCCAGUAUGUGGAGUCAUUCAUUGACAAUGGGUAUGAUGAUUUGGAAGUUUGUAAACAGAUCGGGGAGCCAGACCUUGAUGCCAUAGGAGUCCAAAUUCAGUACCACAGACACAGGCUGCUCACAGCAGUGCACAAGCUGAAAGACGAGGACGAAAGGAAAGCACCUGGUUACUAUUUCACCUUAGAGCCUCUGGAUCCUUCAGCUGGCAACCACUCAAACAGAGGAGAUGACUUCAGGACUUCGAGGUCACAGACUGCAGGGAUACACAAGGCCUCCUGUCCUGGAAACCACAACCUGAGAUUCACAGAUUGUAAUGACUUUGUGACUUAUCCCAAACUGAAGCUCAAGGUGCUGUUGAGGGAUAAACUUGCAAAAGAUGGCAUCAACCUGGGAGAAGCACCUUACACCCAUAAGGAUGGCUCGGUGGGGAACCUUGAUGACCUGGCUCAGGAGUAUUCUCAGUAUUACGGCACCUCCCUCAGCGACGUGUGUGAAAGGAUGGAGGAGCUACGGAAACGCAAAGUAGUGCAAGAUACAGAGAUGGGAACAGUUGACUCAGUGGCCACAUCACUGCAGCUCCGCUCCCAGAUCCAGGAAUCCCUUGGACUCAGCAGUACCAUGUCUACUCCAGAGACUGAAAGAAGGUUUCCUGUGCACAAAUCAAGCUCUGAUGAUGGAUCAGGGGGAAAAUGGGAUGGAAAGAGAAAGAGCAAGUCUUUUUGGCAGAGUUUUCGAAAGUCACAGAAAGGAGUGUUGCGUCAGAUUUCAAAAGGUGACGACGUUGGUUUUGUGGCGAGUGAAAUCACAAUGAGUGACGAAGAGCGCAUCCAGCUGAUGAUGAUGGUGAAGGAGAAUAUGAUCUCCAUAGAGGAAGCCUUGGCACGGCUGAAGGAGUUUGAGGUACAAAACAGACAGACGUGCAGGUCUGAUCCCACAGAGUGGACGGAUCCCUCCAGUCCCACUACAAAUGAGUCAUUCAACUGCAACCCUUGUGACCUGUCAGACAAUGAACAAGAAGAAUCUGUGACGUUCAGGCGACUCCACAAACUGGUCAACUCGACCCGGAAGGUGAAGAAAAAGCUGAUCAGAAUUGACGAUUCGAAGAGGCCUGGAGCAGAGGAGAGCGUGAUGACAGAUGGUCCUCCCUGUGGAGAUGCCAGCGCCUCCUUGUACUCAGGUGUGCAAAAGAAGCUCGCAGUUUGCCCCGUGGACUCCCUCACCUCAGCUCUGCGGGACCAGCUCAUCUACGACCGGGACUCUGACAGCCUGACCACAUCCCCCUCCUCCAGCAGCCUCGACACCUGCAGCAGCCAGAAGAUCUUUCAGGCCUUCAGCAAGUCGAGUGGGAGCCCCAUUCAUCAGGAGACAGGCGUAGCUGUGGAGGUGAGGGAGGUGGCUGAGGGCAGCGGCUCCUCCUUUUCUGAAGUGGAGGUUUGUAACAAUGAGGAACCCAAAAUCGCUCGCUCAGUGACUGAUGGAGAGCUCCGUCACCGGAUCCUCAGCCCGCUCAGCCACCAUGGAAGAGCUUGUAGCUUCGGAGGAUUUGACCUGACCAACCGCUCGCUGCACGCGGUCACCUCUGACAACGAUAACACUAAUAAAGACGGAGGCGGGGUGAGAGAUCCCAUCAAGUCUCCACCAACAUCUCGUAUUUCCCUGGGCAAAAAAGUCAAAUCCGUGAGAGAAACUAUGAGGAAACACAUAUCCAAGAGAUACCACUGUUCUCUCUCUGAGCAGUCAAGCCCAGACCGCAUAUCAAGCUGCCCUCACUCCCCUCAGAUAGACUCUGACUCUUUGGAGAAACCCAAACUGAAGCCAGGAGGCUCUGUGGAAAGCCUGAGGAGUUCCCUCAGCGGACAAAGCUCCAUGAGCGGUCAGACUGUGGGCACCACUGACUCCUCCAACAGCAACAGAGAGAGUGUGAAGUCUGAGGACGGGGAGGAGGACGAGUUACCGUACCGUGGACCCUUCUGUGGACGCGCUCUCGUUCACACCGACUUCACCCCCAGUCCCUACGACACUGACUCCCUCAAACUGAAGAGCGGAGAUAUCAUCGAUGUCAUUAGUAAGCCUCCGAUGGGUACGUGGAUGGGGAUGCUCAACGGUAAAGUCGGCACCUUCAAGUUCAUUUACGUGGACGUCCUGAAUGAAGAGGAAGUGAAGCCCAAAAAGACGCGCAGGAGGAGGAAGGCCCGGCAACCCAAACCCACGUCUGUAGAGGAGCUCCUCGAUCGCAUCAACCUCAAAGAGCAUCUUCCCACCUUCCUUUUUAACGGCUACGAGGAUCUGGACACAUUCAAGUUGCUGGAGGAGGAGGACCUGGAUGAGCUGAACAUCAGAGACCCGCAGCACAGAGCUGUGCUGCUCACUGCUGUGGAGCUGCUGCAAGAGUAUGAUGGUGGGUCAGGAAGCAGCGACCCAGAGCGAGGCAGUCAGUCUGGAGGUGGACAGGAGAAGCUGCUCCUGGACAGGCGCGGCCUUCCAGGAGACUCCCCGCGGGACUCCGGCUGCUACGAGAGCAACGAGAACCUGGAGAACGGAAGGAACAAAAAGACUUCUUCAUGCAUGAGCAGGUCCUCCUCUGGUUUUGAGUCGAGCCACCUCCCGUCCCCAGAGGACCCUGCCCUCCCCAAGACCCUGACCUCCACAAGCUCUACUAAGACUUCACUCCAAAGUAAACCAGGAUGUCUGCCCUGUAUCUCACCGCCACUAAGACCCCCUAAGAACAGCUUAAGUCUGCAAAGCCCAGUGAAAGGUCAUCUUCCCAGUGGAGCCAUCGCUCGGAGCCAGAGCUGCAUGGAGCUGAGACGAAGCCCGGCAACAGACCUGCUGAGGCGGAGCUUCUCCCUGACUGUCCUCCACAAAGAGCAGGGUAGAAAACUGACCCCAAGCGCCAGGACAGAGAGCAGACAGCACGCAGUAAAUCCUCCAAAACAUUGUGAGGUCACGUCUCGGUAUUACCAAUCUUCAACCACAUCAUGUAAUGCUGUGUGCAGCACUUUCAGCAAAGACAGUCUGCUUGUCCCUAAACCAGCGGAAACAACACAAAUUACACACCUCCAGCUGCCAGCAGAAAGCUCCAAUCAUCCUUUAACUCCACCCUCAUCACCAAACCCACAGCCGGAGCCUGUACUAACACAGACCGGCUGCAUGUUCAACUGCACAAACCGCAGCUCGUCAGAGAAGAAGGCAAGUCGUUCAGUUUCAGCCAUUUCUGAAGCCCGGCGGCUGAAAAUGCAGAGAAAUAAGAAGACGUCCAUAAACUCAGCAAAACCGCUGCCAGUGACAGCAGAGAGACUUGAGGUGCAGGGUAUCGAUCGCACAGUGGAGCCACUUUCUGACAAAGUGUUGGCCUUAGCAGAACAGUGAAUGUCAGUGAAUGUUAAUUUCUGCUGUUACAUGGUCUUAAAACCAUUUUGUUUUUUUGUUUUUGUGUUGUUUUUCUCAAAAUGUGAAGACAUACAGAUUUUUUUUUUGACAAUUUCUGAAAAUGCAGCCUUGGAUUUAUAGUGUGACAUGAAAUUUGUUAAUCUGGGGGGAAAAUGCAAGCAGAUUAUUGUAUUUUUGAUACAUUUUCCCACAAUAUCCAGUAAAUAUAUUACAAUAGGUAUAAAUGCAGUGUUGUCGCUUACAUCAAAUAGAAAUUUCCCUACAGCACCUUUCAGAAUUUCAUUUCCAGCAUACAGUCUGCUAGAAUUAAUCCUCCCUCAGGAAACCUACCUUAAAUUUAGACAGUGUAAAUUAAUAUUACUAACGUUUCUAUUUACACCUUACUACAGGGGUGUCCAAACUUUUUUGAAUGGGGGUCAGAUCAGAUCACGUGAAAAAACCUGGGAGCCAGCAGCUUCUCGCAUCGUAUGGGUUAUUUUAAAGGGAACCUAUUAUGCUCAUUUUGGGGAUCAUAUUUGUAUUUUGUGGGUCUUCUAGAAAAGGUUUACAUGCAAUAAUUUUCAAAAAACACAUCACGUGUCUCACCCCGCCCUUUGCUGCUACACCUCUGAAACAGUCCGUCUGAGUUUAUGUCCCGCCUCCCAAGAAGCCCAGUCUGCUCUGAUUGGUCAGCUGACUCUCUCUAUGCACAUUUUAUCAUAUUUGUUACAUUGUGAUUUCAUCAAGUUUCAGGAGUAAACACUGAAACUCAAACGAGCUGUUUCAGGCAGUUUAGGAGCAGUUUCUUCUGAGGGAGAGAGAGAGAGAGAGCUUUGGCUUGGACUUUAUAUACUCUUAUUACUUUGUUACAAGGCUUUAUUACUUAGGAGACCUUUUACAAGCACAAAAAUGCUAUACAAAACAAAGAAAAGAGAAAAACCCAAAAAGCAUAAAAGGUCCCUAAAUCACAUACAAUGAGACAAACAGACCUAUUUCAUUUUCAGUGCAAUAUAUUUGACAAUUUACCACUCCUGAAACCAACUGCUCUCACUAGGCGGGUUUCCAUUAACCCUCAGAUUGUGCAACUCUUAUACAAGACAGAGAAAUUACGGCAAUAUUAGGUUGGCUUUACUGGAUGACUGCAAUAGAAAUAAACCUGCCAAUGUUUUGACAUCCAUCCUCAUGGUUAUUGAAAUGUUAUCACGAGAGGAAAGUCGUGUAACAUCGCAAGAGAAGUUUCGUAAUAUCACUCAGUGGAAACGCAGUCAUCUCGCAAAUGUGUUUCAUUGAAAUUUAGAAGAUACCGCUUAAGUUUUGCACAAAUCUGUAAUGGAAACCCACCUAGUUUCAACUUUUCGCUUUUUUGCUGUGACCGUUUCCGCUACUGAGCGGAAAUGUCUGCUGUUUGAACCGUUUGCUUGUUUACCAUCUGUUUAUGAAAACAUAAAAGUUGUGCCUAUGUAGUUCUUCAAAAGACUGUUCAGAGUCGGUCCACGGUCACAAUUGGCCCCUGGCUAGACUUUGAACUUGCCGGUCUUAUGUCUGGUUUGCAGUGUGGUCUGUGGAAAACCCCUGUCUCUGUUUCAGAUGUUCUUCAGUCAGCUGGACAAAUCUGUAGAGGAGACCGCAACAGUAACACAAGCAGCAUCGCUCCGCAGUGAGUGACCAUUUAUCUCACGUUAAACAAAGUCUUUAUUAAUACGUUAUUCAUUACAUGGUUUACUGUAACUUAACUCAGCCUGUUUUAAGCGUAUAUUCAUGUAUGUGGACUAUAUGUUGUAUAUAGUGCACAUUUACUGUAUAUAAGGAUCAUUUGUUGAUUUUCAUGUUCUUUAAGUGCAGUUGGGGAUAACAAUAACAGAAGAACUGGAAAAUACUAGAUAACGUGGUUGAUACAGUAAACUAUCAGAAUUUCUGAGGCAUAGAGGUUUAAUAUUUUGGCAUUUUUUGAAAACCCCAAUUGCAUGUAGUCUUGGAAAAAAAAAAAGAACUACAUUCCACCCAGCAAUCAUUUAGAUAAAAAUGAGUUGUUUAUUUCACAGCAGUUAAUUAUGUACAGUAUUUUCCUGUUUAUUAAUUUAAUCAAUAAAGGUUUUCUUUUAUUUACACAUUUUACAAAUGCUAACAAGGCUGUUAAUCACAGUCCUACCCUCACAACCAUAAAUGUUUGUAUGUUUAAAUUAAAUCUCUGACAGUAGAUCAAUGCACUCAAAGGCGACUUAUUGGCACCAAAUAGUAGAAAUUAAACAAGCAGUAUUAAGCGCAAUAUUCUCUAAAACCAGCCCCAAUACAUCAAAACAAUUAUUCACCAAAAUGUAUAAUUUUCACUGAAAGAAUGUCUUUAUAUAC
Messenger RNA from Plectropomus leopardus (leopard coralgrouper), 6012 nucleotides. RefSeq names its product SAM and SH3 domain containing 1b (gene sash1b). NCBI's taxonomy places the organism in Eukaryota, Metazoa, Chordata, Actinopteri, Perciformes, Serranidae. The record is from RefSeq and is a predicted model, not a curated record. Gene Ontology annotation, molecular function: protein binding.